GGAUUAAGGGGCUGGCAGGGGAUUACGUAGCCGCUGCGGCUCCCGGCACGGAGCUCCCUCCCUGCGCGGCCGCUCCUCGGGGCGCAGAGACGCACCGCACCUGUGGGUGCCCGCCGACGAGGGUCCUCGGCGGGUUUUUGGCCGCCCACCCUGCACCGGAGACCCCUGACGGCACCCGGCAGCAGAACCGACGUUCCCGGGGCGGAGGCGGCCAGGGUCACCCCGGGGCUCGGCCCCGCAGCGGCAAGGCACCCAGCCCGGCAACAUGGCAGGGGCUGUGUGGGACCCCCCAAGGGGCAGCAGGAAGAGCAGGGAACCCCCGCAUCCCACCGGCCGGUCCCCUUGCUGAUGGUUGGCAUGUGGAGGAUGGGGCCCUGGGCUGUCCCGUGGAUGAUGCUCUGGCUCUUCUGCCUCCUGCCCUCUGCCAGGGCCCAGACGAAGAUCCCGCUGGAGACGGUGAAGUCUUGGGCAGAUGCCUUCGGUGGGGAGCUGUACUCCAUUGUGACUAAGUAUUCAGGCUCUCUCCUCUUGCAGAAGAAGUACAAAGAUGUGGAGCCAACUCUGAAGAUCAAAGAGGUGGAUGGCUUGGAGCUGGUGAAGAAGUUCUCGGAGCAGAUGGAAAGCAUGCUCCGCAGGAAGGUUGAAGCCGUUGAGAGGCUGGUGGAAGCAGCAGAAGACGCAGAUCUGAACCACGAGUACAACUCCUCACUGGAGUUUGAUUACUACAACUCUUUCCUGAUUAAUGAGAAGGAUGAAAAUGACAAUUAUGUGGAGCUUGGAGAUGAAUUCAUUUUGGAGCCAAAUGAGCAUUUCAAUAACUUGCUGGUGAACACAACAUACAGUGAUAUCCAGCUCCCCACCAACGUCUACAACAAAGACCCUGACAUCCUGAAUGGCGUUUACAUGUCAGAAGCCUUGAAUCCUAUUUUUGUGGACAACUUUGAAAGGGAUCCCACGCUGACCUGGCAGUAUUUUGGCAGCUCCACUGGAUUCUUCAGGCUCUAUCCAGGAAUAAAGUGGUUACCAGAUGAGAAUGGAGUAAUUUCCUUCGACUGCAGGAAUCGUGGCUGGUACAUCCAAGCGGCCACCUCUCCCAAGGACAUUGUCAUCGUCGUGGACGUCAGUGGGAGCAUGAAGGGCCUGCGGAUGACCAUUGCCAAACACACCAUCGUCACCAUUUUAGAUACUCUGGGAGAAAAUGACUUUGUCAACAUCAUUGCCUACAAUGAUUAUGUUCAUUUUAUUGAACCCUGUUUUAAGGGCAUCUUGGUCCAAGCAGACAGAGAUAACAGAGAGCACUUCAAGCAGCUAGUGGAUGAACUGCAGGCAAAAGGAGUGGGGACUGUGAACAAGGCUUUGACAGAGUCCUUCAAAAUCCUGAGGGAGGAUUUAUACCCCUUUGUUCUGGCCGCUGGUCUGCUCAAGGCUGCUUCCAGGCUGCUUGCCUUCCCUGAAACACCAUCCUCCCAACAGUAUUUCAGAGAUGCCGGUCAAGGAGGCUUGUGUAACCAAGCUAUCAUGCUGAUCACAGACGGAGCAGUGGAGGAUUAUGAAGCUGUGUUUGAAAAAUACAACUGGCCAGAUCGGAAGGUCCGGGUUUUCACUUACCUCAUUGGACGGGAGGUCACUUUUGCCCCCAAUGUGAAAUGGAUCGCCUGCAACAACAAAGGCUACUACACUCAGAUCUCCACACUAGCAGAUGUCCAGGAGAACGUGAUGGAGUACCUGCAUGUGCUCAGCCGUCCCAUGGUCAUCAACCACGACCAUGACAUUAUUUGGACUGAAGCCUACAUGGACAGUGCGCUGCCACAGUCUGAGGAGCUCUUUGCAUCUCAGGCUCAAAGUCUGUUGCUCAUGACAACAGUGGCUAUGCCAGUCUUCAGCAAAAAGAACGAGACGCGAUCUCAUGGCAUUCUCCUGGGUGUGGUGGGCUCUGAUGUACCACUGAGGGAGCUGUUAAAACUUGCUCCACGGUAUAAGCUGGGUGUCCACGGAUACGCCUUUCUGAACACCAACAACGGCUACAUCCUUUCACACCCAGACCUCCGUCCUUUGUAUAAAGAAGGAAAGAAACUGAAGCCUAAGCCAAACUACAACAGCGUAGAUCUCUCAGAAGUGGAAUGGGAAGACCAGGAUGAAAUUCUGAGAACUGCCAUGAUCAACGGAGAAACGGGCUACCUCUCUAUGGAUGUGAAGGUCCCUGUGGAUAAAGGGAAACGAGUUCUCUUCCUCACCAAUGAUUAUUUCUUCACGGAUAUCAGUGGCACACCCUUCAGCCUGGGUGUUGUGCUGUCCAGGGGCCAUGGGGAGUACAUUCUGUUGGGAAACACUUCAGUGGAAGAAGGUUUGCACGACUUGCUCCAGCCAGACUUGUCUUUAGCAAAUGAAUGGAUUUACUGCAUCACCGACAUUGAUCCUGACCAUCGGAAGCUCAGCCAGCUGGAGGCUGUGAUCCGUUUCCUCACCGGAGAGGAACCUGACCUGGAAUGUGAUGAGGAGUUGGUCCAGGAAGUGCUGUUUGAUGCAGUGGUCACUGCACCCAUGGAGGCCUACUGGACAACACUAGCCCUCAAUAUGUCCAUGGAGACUGAGGUGGGUGUCGAGAUGGCAUUUCUGGGCACUCGGGCUGGACUCAUGAGGAGUGCCCUAUACGUGGGCUCUGAAAAAAUUUCCAACAGGAAAUUCCUGACACAGAAGGACAAGGAAAGUAUCUUCACCAUGGACCACUUCCCUCUGUGGUACCGCCGGGCAGCCGAGCAUCCCCCCGGGAGCUUCAUCUACAGCAUUGUCUCAGAAGACGAUUCAGAGGGAGGUGGCCUACCAAAAGUGGUGACAGUGAGCACGGCUGUGGCUGUAUCUGUGGAUGGGAAGAUGGGUAUUGCUGCAGCGGUGGGUGUGCAAAUUAAGCUGGAGUUGCUCCAACGCAAGUUUUGGAUGGCCAUGCAACAGCCCAAUGACAGUGAUUGCAGUGCCUUGGACGGUGCCUGUCCGCUAAGCUGUCAGGAUGAUAUUCUGAAUUGCUUCCUCAUUGAUAACAACGGCUUUAUACUCGUUUCCAAAAGACCUGCAGAGACUGGAAAAUUUUUUGGUGCAGUGGAUGGCUCAGUAAUGACCCAGCUGCUAAACAUGGGCAUGUUCAGGCGGGUGACCAUGUAUGAUUAUCAAGCAAUGUGUAAAGUACCCUACCACCACCACAGCGGUGCCCGGCCUCUGCUCAGCCCAAUUUAUGCCUUUCUAGCUGCAGUGAAAUGGCUGAUAAGUGAUUUCCUCAUCUUCCUUUUGGAGUUUAACAUGAGUAGCUUCUGGCACUCAGACAACUUGGCAGAUGCCAAGGCUGUCUUCCAUCACUCUCACAAGCACAAGAAGCACGACAUCUUGCAGCCCUGCGACACGGAGUACCCUGUUUUUGUGUACGAGCCGGCCAUCAAGGAGACCAAUGGGCUGAUCGAGUGCGGAGAUUGCCAAAAGAUGUUUGUGGCACAGCAGAUUGCCAGCAGUAACCUGCUGCUCCUCAUCACGGAUGCUGCCUGCGACUGCAGUGUCUUCCCACCUGUCCUGCUGGAUGCAAAAGAGGUCAAAUAUAACGCUUCAGUGAAGUGUGAACGGAUGCGGUCCCAGAAGCUGAGGCGGCGGCCAGACACUUGCCAUGCGUUUCACCCUGAGGAAAAUGCCCAAGACUGUGGUGGCGCUGCCGAGAUCCCUGUCUCGCCGACGCUGCUCUUCCUGCCCCUGGCGCUGCUCCUGCAGUGAUGCUGCCUGCAACGGUGACGCUGCCCGCAACGCGCCUUAUGCGGCAGAGACCCGGGAGGACAGGGCUGCCACUGGCCGGAGCGAUGGAAGGGGAGGAAACAGGGGCACAGGCCGUCCUGGGAUGCCCACUGCAACUCCCUGGGGAGAUGAGGUGUUAACGACAUGGCACGGCGCAUCCUGCGUCCUUCAACACAAGGUCCAGCAUGGUGCCGACGGUGGAAGCUGCUCCCUCCUUGAAAGGCUGCGGCAAAAGGGCUGUGCAAGGACCGGCAGGGUCGGCUCCUGGCACAGCACCUACUGAGCUGCUCCUCCUGGCCAUCGGCUCGCAGCCGGGACGGCCGAGGUCAUUGGCACGGCUGGCAUUUCACCAUCACCCUGCCUCCCGUGGAGCCACUUUGGGGUAGUUGGCCCCAGGAGGCAGAGAGCUCGGUGGGGCAGAUCUGGCCUUAAGAGAGCAGGAGGGGCAGGGGACGCUGUCUGCCUGUCCCUCAGUGGGAGCCACCAGGAUUUUGAGCACCCGAGUCUGAGGCAGCCCAGGCACAGCCCUGCCAGAACAGGGCCCUUAGUGGUUCCCAGCAGGGAGGCAGCAGCUCUUGGUCUUGGGGGUGGUCCUCGACUGGGACCCCAGGGGCAGGACAUGGCGCCUAACCUGAACUGCACUAAUUUAACAUGCAACCAGAUGAUGGAAGUAGCACAGCUUGACUAGUUAACAGCAGCUACGCCAGCUCUGCCAAGGAGACCCUUCCUAACACUGCUAGCACAGCAUCCAGAUUCUUGUCUAGAUGUGGACUUACCUCUGGGAAGGGGUUAUGUGUGACCCACCAAAAGAGGGAGUAUGUUUCCCACUGCCUGCUAGUUUCACUGCAGAAGCAGCUAAGAAAUGGGCACUUUUGCCCUCAGAGCAGCACUGCCCUGCUCAUUGAAGCUGCCCUUGGUUGUCCUGGGGCAAGCAGCCCCCUGCCCUGAACCUGGCGUUCCUGGCUGGUGGGCAUGGGCCGUUUCUCACAGAGCUUUACAGACAAUGGGUGGGGAGCACCCAUUUUUCCUUUUUUUUUUUUUGUAUGAACUGCUCCAUACCAUCUCAUUAAAAACAAAUAUAUGGCAUAUUUUAAAUAGAUA
Aquila chrysaetos chrysaetos is the source of this 4869-nucleotide messenger RNA. RefSeq names its product calcium voltage-gated channel auxiliary subunit alpha2delta 4 (gene CACNA2D4). Gene Ontology annotation, molecular function: voltage-gated calcium channel activity. Bases 349 to 3750 code for a protein of 1133 amino acids. Gene Ontology annotation, cellular component: voltage-gated calcium channel complex. NCBI's taxonomy places the organism in Eukaryota, Metazoa, Chordata, Aves, Accipitriformes, Accipitridae. The transcript has 41 exons. The record is from RefSeq and is a predicted model, not a curated record.